Messenger RNA from Brassica napus (rape), 635 nucleotides. RefSeq lists its product as uncharacterized. The record is from RefSeq and is a predicted model, not a curated record. The transcript has 3 exons. Lineage: Eukaryota; Viridiplantae; Streptophyta; Magnoliopsida; Brassicales; Brassicaceae. The coding region runs from base 123 to 485 and encodes 120 amino acids.
ACGAUAUCCAUUAAAAAUGUAUCCUUGCAGUCUCAGACGGUGUUCACAAAAACCUCAAACAUAACCAACAACUAAAAGAACGCUUUUACCAAAAAAAAAAAGCAACUCAAGGAAACCCAUCGAUGGCUACUGAGAAAUUUGGGAUCAUAAUUGAGAAGAAUCCACCCGAGUCCACACUAAUCCAACUCGGUGUUCGUAAUAUGGCCCAAGUGGGAACUUAUUCCUCCAAGCAAGUUUCCAUGGACUUUCAGUACAAAAGAGUCAUGUUAUCUGCUCAGAGGCGUGCCUACAGUGUAUUGAAAAAGGCCCCUAAAACCCUUCGCACGGCACUGUAUCUGCUUGAGGGGAAAGUGAAAGUGUACCCUGAUGGAUCCGAUGAAGCCGUAGAGAUCGAAGCAGGUGACUUGGUUGUUUUCCCUAAAGGAUUGAGUUGCACUUGGGAUGUCUCUGUCACUGUUGAUAAACAUUACUACCAUUCCGAGUGAUUUGGUUUGUAGAUUGGCUAGUUCCAUUUAUUGGAUAAGGGCCUCACCAUCUUUGUAUGAUUUCUUUUGACAAAACCAAUCUAUGUACGUUGUUGAAAAGUUAGUUUCUAUAUGUCCUUUAUCAGUCUAUUAAUUGUUUUUGCUUCGACA